GCUGCGUGAUAAACAAUUCAGUAGUUAAACGAGUCCCACAGAAAGUGCAUAUUUGGCAGCGGUUCGUGCGCAACGCAAAUGCAAUGAAAUUCACAUACUUUGCUAUCGGAUUGCUCGUGACGCUCUGCCAUGCGCUUAACGGCGCAGAAAGCGCAAAUAUACUUAGUUUAGUCGAGGUAUUAGCGCCGGAUCAACAAAUUUGGCACGAUGCCGUUAUCAAGGGUCUAAUUGAAAGCGGCCAUAAAGUUACGCUAGUCAGCGGCAGUACAAUGCACUCGAAGUCGCCACACCUAACACAAAUUCAUUUGGAGCAGGUAAAGGAAGCAUUGGACGUCAGCAAUAAUCUACACAGCCGCUUGGUCAAUGCCUGGUUGAAUCCCUUCGAGCGCAUCUAUCAUUGGUACAACAAACAGCUGAAAGUCUGCCAGGCUGUGCUCUCGUCCAGUGGCUUGCAUGAGCUUAUUGCGCUCUCUAGAGGCUCUGGCAUGGAAGCGCCAUUCGACGUGAUCAUCUACGACGCCACCUACGGGCACUCCUGUUUGCUGGCGCUGACGCAGCUCUUCGAGCAUGUGCCCAUUGUGGCAGUCAGUGCCUCACAUAUCACACCUGAUUUGUUACAAGUUGUGCCUGGCACGCAGCUGCAAUCUGCCACUGUGCCGCAUUUCACUAGCACACACGACGAGCACAUGAAUUUUUUCGCACGUCUACACAACACACUAGUUUACGCCGCAGCCCAAUUCUUUCGUCAGUUCACGGUGUUGCGCGUACAAGAGGCUCUCUUGGCUAGGCACGAGGGAUUGCAAGCAGCUCACGUAAAACCCACUUUUGAGAGCGUACGCGAUCGUGUUAAAGUCGCGUUGGUUAACAGUCAUCCGGCGUUUGAUUAUGUGCACUCGUUGCCGCCGAAUGUAAUUCAAGUCGCCGGCUUGCAAUUCGAUAAUAUCAAUCGGCCGCUUUUGGUGGAGAUGCAAACGUUCAUUGAUGACUCCAUUGAGGGUGUCUUCGUUAUCACCAUUGGCCCUGAGCUCUUGACUCCAUUACUCAUCGAACAGGUGCUGAGUGUGAUCGAUAAAUUCCCGGAAUUUGGUUUCGUGUGGGGUGUAAAGAAGAUUAUGAUACCGUCGACAGGCAGGAAAAAUCUGUAUGUGGGAAAAUGGUUGAAGAAGAGCAAUAUUUUGGCGCAAAACAAGGUGAUAGGCGUUAUUACGAGCGGCAGCCAUAUGGAAGUGCAGGAGGCUAUCUACCACGGAGUACCUAUUAUUGCAGUUACUAAUUCCUUACAGCCACCAAGUAUCGCGACACGUGUGCAGUCAUUGGGCAUCGGCCUAAGCGUAGAUUUAAAGUCCGGCGCUGAAAAACUACAGAGCGCCAUCUCAGCAUUGGCUACGAAACCGCAAUUCACAGAGAACGCAAAGUCUCGUCAGGUAGCUUUUCGUAAUCGGCCACAAAAUCCGCUCGAAGAGGCACUCUGGUGGAUUGAGCACGUCAUGGCGCACCCCAAAGAAAGUGGCUAUCUUCACUCGCAGGCAGUUGCCGAAGGGAGCUUCUUUGCUUUGCAUUCCUUGGACGCCAUGUCUGUGCUGCUCUUCAUGUUGGUAAUGUUCUUGGUCAAUACUUUUAUAGUGCUGAAACAGCUGAGAGAACAAUGUAAGAGCAAGAGCAAGAAGACGGCGACGAACGGCGUAGACAAAGAAAAAAGUCUGAAACGUAAAGCGAAGAAAGCAAAUGACAGUAAGAAGAAAGUGCAGUGAGGUAGACUAAACAAAAAAAAAAUUAGAAAUAAAUAUUUAGUUACUUUAAUAAAUCAAUGGAAUAAUAAUAAAAUAACCUCGC
This is a messenger RNA of Bactrocera dorsalis (oriental fruit fly), 1833 nucleotides long. RefSeq names its product UDP-glycosyltransferase UGT5 (gene Ugt305A1). The coding region runs from base 84 to 1751 and encodes 555 amino acids. Gene Ontology annotation, molecular function: UDP-glycosyltransferase activity. Lineage: Eukaryota; Metazoa; Arthropoda; Insecta; Diptera; Tephritidae. The transcript is spliced from 5 exons. The record is from RefSeq and is a predicted model, not a curated record.